This is a messenger RNA of Taeniopygia guttata (zebra finch), 1616 nucleotides long. It is a transcript of the gene TIA1, whose product is annotated as TIA1 cytotoxic granule associated RNA binding protein. The record is from RefSeq and is a predicted model, not a curated record. Gene Ontology annotation, molecular function: mRNA binding. Gene Ontology annotation, biological process: nuclear-transcribed mRNA catabolic process, nonsense-mediated decay; cytoplasmic stress granule assembly; regulation of mRNA stability. Gene Ontology annotation, cellular component: cytoplasmic stress granule. NCBI's taxonomy places the organism in Eukaryota, Metazoa, Chordata, Aves, Passeriformes, Estrildidae.
CCCCUCAGGGCCGCGCACGCGCGGAGCGUUCCCGCGCCGUUCCCGCGCUCUCCCCGCGCACGCGCGUUCCCGCCUCCCCCUCGUCCCCUCAGCCCUCAGCCCGCCCGCCGCCAUCUUGCGAGGAGCCGCCGCGGGACCGUCCGGCGGCGGGGCCGGCGCCGCUCGGGCUGCCCGGGCUGCCCAGGGCUCACGGGGCCGCCCCGGCGGGCGGGAAGAGCCGGGGCUGGGCGGCGGCGGAGCCAUGGAGGAUGAAAUGCCCAAGACCCUCUACGUGGGGAACCUCUCCAGGGACGUGACCGAGGCUCUGAUCCUCCAGCUCUUCAGCCAGAUCGGCCCCUGCAAGAACUGCAAGAUGAUCAUGGAUACAGCUGGCAACGACCCCUACUGCUUCGUGGAGUUCUCCGAGCACCGGCACGCGGCCGCGGCGCUGGCUGCCAUGAACGGCAGGAAGAUAAUGGGUAAGGAGGUCAAAGUGAACUGGGCCACCACUCCCAGCAGCCAGAAGAAAGACACCAGCAAUCAUUUCCACGUCUUUGUCGGAGACCUCAGCCCUGAGAUCACAACUGAAGACAUCAAAGCAGCCUUUGCUCCCUUUGGAAGAAUCUCGGACGCACGGGUGGUCAAGGACAUGGCCACAGGCAAGUCCAAGGGCUACGGCUUCGUCUCCUUCUUCAACAAAUGGGACGCCGAGAACGCCAUCCAGCAGAUGGGGGGCCAGUGGCUCGGGGGCCGGCAGAUCAGGACCAACUGGGCCACCAGGAAACCUCCAGCUCCCAAGAGCACCUUUGAGACAAACACCAAACAAUUGUCCUACGAGGAGGUGGUCACUCAGUCCAGCCCCAGCAACUGCACCGUGUACUGCGGGGGGGUCACCUCGGGCCUCACAGAGCAGCUGAUGCGCCAGACCUUCUCCCCCUUCGGGCAGAUCAUGGAGAUCCGAGUGUUCCCGGACAAAGGCUACUCCUUCGUCAGGUUCAGUUCCCAUGAGAGCGCCGCCCACGCCAUCGUCUCGGUCAACGGCACCACCAUCGAGGGCCACGUGGUCAAGUGCUACUGGGGCAAGGAGACGGCCGACAUGGCCGGGCCCGUGCCGCAGGGCCAGCUGAGCUACCCGCCGGCCUACGGGCAGUGGGGGCAGUGGUACGGCGGUGCCCAGCUGGGCCAGUACGUGCCCAACGGCUGGCAGGUGCCCGCCUACGGCGUCUACGGCCAGGCCUGGAGCCAGCAGGGCUUCGGGCAGAACCAGCCGUGGCUGGGCCCCGGGUACGGCCCAGGCCAGAACGGGGCCGUGGUGCCGGCCCAGCCCGGCUUCCGCGUGGGCUUCGAGAGCCCCUGAGCCCACGGCACCAGAAUCACCAAAACCUCCUGUUUCACCCCAAAAACCGGCCAGGAGCUGCAUGGCCUUCGAGACCACCUGAGCCCAACGGCACCAGAAUCACCAAAACCUCCUGUUUCACCCCAAAAAUAACCCAGGUGCCGCGUGGUGUUCGAGACCCCCUGAGCCCCCGUAGCGUCCAAACGGCACCAAAACCCUCCUGUUUCACCCCAAAAACCGGCCAGGUGCUGCGUGGCCAGCACCGAUUUUUAAUCUUUUGUUUUGCUUUUUUUUCUGGUUU